AUGUCUACGAAUUUCCCCCCCGUGGAGACAGAUGUUCCUCGUUUGCGUUUCCAGUUCCGAUCUAGCUGCGAACUUUUGCUUAAUUUGCUCCGGGAUACCGAAAUCUCCCUACCCUUCACUCCAGAACCACCUCUUACUCCAGUGUCCAACUUGACUCAAGGUUUCAGAAACGUCGGCGCUUUAGCAGGGGAUACACCAAGACGCCGUCUAGAUCUGUCCAACCUCAGUAACGGGGAAGAGGAAACUGCCUUCAACUUUAGCCAGUCUCCAAGAGCAUUGGAAGCUGGUCAGAAGGAUUCAACAGAACCACAGGAUAAUCUUAGAGACUCAAGGAGAGAGUGUGCGCAAUUGCUCCAGACCGAAGUACUGUGUAGCACGCCAGGCACCCCGGGUUGCAUCCACCAAAUUAAUUGGGAGAUCAACAGCCCUUCUAUGAACAAGGAGAAUGAGGGCAGCUUUUUUAAGUACCCAGGGUGGCAAGUGCCCAGGUCCUUGCUGUUCUGGAAGAGACCACCAGACUCCCAGCUGACUCGUUAUGCUGCAGCACUGGAAAGAGGGAGUCUGGAAGAGUAUGAGAUGAAGGAUCUUGGCAGUCCAAUUGCUGCGGGGGCAACACAUAGAAUGCCAGAGGCCUUGGAUGGCUUUCCAGAGCUCUGUCCUGAAGAGCUGGAAGAGACUGAGAAGCCACUUGCUGGCCACCUCUCCAGCAUGGCUGUCCUACUUUCUGGACCCCUUCUUUCCCAGGACAUCAAUGUCAGCGAGGCCUCCAUGAACAAGAACCGUCUCUUCCGAUCACCAUCACUGCCAGAAAAACUGAACAGGCCUGUGCUGAAGCAGACAGUCAAGAACCAUGGUGAUGAAACUCUCAUGAAGGUGAAGCAAAAACACAGCCCGAUCCAAGAACAGCCAGAUGGGGUUGUGCUUUUGAAAAAAACAACUUCCUUUUCUGACAUGGAGAUUGUCAGAGCACUUGACCAAGACUUUGGCCGCAGACAGCUAAUUGGAGAUUUCUCAAAUGUGUUUGCACUGCCAACUGUAAUGGGAAGGCAUCAGGACCUGAGAUAUAUCACCUCGCAAACUAUGGCUGCUCUGCUCCAUGAUCAGUUCCAGAGCCUUAUAGAGAAAUUCUGCAUCAUUGACUGCCGGUACCCCUAUGAGUAUCAUGGAGGGCACAUCAAGGGAGCAUUGAACAUCCACAGACAAGAUGAUCUCUUUGAGCAUUUCCUGAGGAAGCCCCUUCUCCCGUCAGCACCACAGAAGCGUCUUGUACUUAUCUUCCACUGUGAAUUCUCCUCUGAAAGAGGCCCCAAGAUGUGUCGUUAUUUGAGGGAAGAAGACAGAGCCAUGAAUGAGUAUCCUGCACUGCACUACCCUGAACUGUAUGUCCUUCAGGGUGGCUACAAGGACUUUUUUCUAGAGUACAAGGAGAUGUGUGAGCCACACAGUUACUGCCCCAUGCACCAUCAGGACUUCAAGGCAGAGAUGCUCAAGUUCCGUGUCAAAAGCAAGACACGGGCAGGAGAAUGGAAGAGAAGGGAUCAAAUUGCUCAUCUCAUGAAGCUGUGA
Gekko japonicus is the source of this 1566-nucleotide messenger RNA. RefSeq names its product M-phase inducer phosphatase 1-B-like. Gene Ontology annotation, biological process: protein dephosphorylation; positive regulation of G2/MI transition of meiotic cell cycle; G2/M transition of mitotic cell cycle. The transcript is spliced from 15 exons. Gene Ontology annotation, cellular component: nucleus; cytoplasm. Bases 1 to 1566 code for a protein of 521 amino acids. Gene Ontology annotation, molecular function: protein tyrosine phosphatase activity. The record is from RefSeq and is a predicted model, not a curated record. Lineage: Eukaryota; Metazoa; Chordata; Lepidosauria; Squamata; Gekkonidae.